AUGGCGUCCCACCAUGAAAUCAAGAAAGCUGAGGAGGCAUACCACAAGCUCCAUCAAGCCCAUGAGUGUCACUCCCUACUGAAGAAGUACCUGACGAAGAAGGUGCUUGACGAGCUCAAAGACAAGAAGACCUCAAUGGGAGCUACGCUGAUGGAUGUCAUUCAGUCCGGUGUGGCCAACCUCGACUCUGGCAUCGGCCUGUAUGCACCGGAUGCGGAGUCGUACAAGGUGUUUGCGGCUCUCUUUGACCCAGUCAUUGAGGAGUACCAUCAGGGAUUUAAGCCAAGUGAUAAACAGCCACCCAAGGACUUUGGUGACCUGAGCACACUCGUUGACGUGGAUCCCGAUAAGAAGUACGUCAUCUCCACACGUGUACGGUGUGCGCGCAACCUUGAUGGCUAUCCGUUCAACCCACUCCUCAAGAAGGAGCAGUAUGAAGAGAUUGAGUCCCGUGUCAAGGCACAGUUGGAGACCAUGACUGGUGAACUGCAGGGGAAGUACUACCCACUGACUGGAAUGAGCAAGGAAACGCAGAACAAGCUGAUCGAAGACCACUUCCUGUUCAAGGAGGGUGAUCGCUUUCUGCAGGCAGCACACGCCUGUGAUCACUGGCCAACUGGUCGUGGUAUCUACCACAAUGAUGAAAAGACAUUCCUCGUGUGGGUCAAUGAGGAAGACCAAUUGCGUAUCAUCUCGAUGCAGAAGGGUGGGAAUCUGAAGGAAGUGUUCAGUCGACUUGUGGAAGGCGCCAACGCUAUUGAGAAGAAGGUCAAGUUCCUGCGUGAUGAUCGCCUUGGCUUCCUGACAUUCUGCCCGACCAACCUGGGCACUACAAUCCGCGCCAGUGUGCACAUCAAGCUGCCGAAGCUCGGCGCCGACCGUAAGAAGUUGGAAGAGGUGGCGGCCAAGUACAAUCUGCAGGUGCGGGGGACUGCGGGCGAGCACUCGGAGAGCCACGGUGGGGUGUACGACAUCAGCAACAAGCGUCGCCUUGGUCUCUCAGAGUAUGAUGCCGUGAAGGAGAUGCAGGACGGUAUUCUGGAGCUCAUCAAGGCAGAGGAAUCCAAGAAGUGA
Messenger RNA from Trypanosoma theileri, 1074 nucleotides. Its product is annotated as putative arginine kinase. Gene Ontology annotation, molecular function: creatine kinase activity. Gene Ontology annotation, biological process: phosphocreatine biosynthetic process. Bases 1 to 1074 code for a protein of 357 amino acids. Lineage: Eukaryota; Euglenozoa; Kinetoplastea; Trypanosomatida; Trypanosomatidae. The transcript has a single exon. The record is from RefSeq and is a predicted model, not a curated record.